Leptopilina heterotoma is the source of this 7242-nucleotide messenger RNA. It is a transcript of the gene Kdm5, whose product is annotated as lysine-specific demethylase lid. The transcript has 18 exons. The record is from RefSeq and is a predicted model, not a curated record. Gene Ontology annotation, biological process: chromatin remodeling. Gene Ontology annotation, cellular component: nucleus. Gene Ontology annotation, molecular function: histone demethylase activity; DNA binding. Lineage: Eukaryota; Metazoa; Arthropoda; Insecta; Hymenoptera; Figitidae. The coding region runs from base 547 to 5418 and encodes 1623 amino acids.
CGACGAUAUAGUUUUCUGCCAAUGUUGAACCGUUUGAACCCAGUGAAUUAACAACAAAUGAAAUUGUGCAAAAAAUUGCAUGAUUAAUUAGAAGGGGAAAAAAAAAUUUUCUAACUCGAGUGUCUUGUUGUGGAAAUGAAGAAGAUAUUUUUCGAUUAAUUGAGUGUUUGAAAAAAGUUGUGAUUGCGUAGACACAUGGUGUGUGUGAAUCUUUUGCCUUCGCAUUCUCCAUGUUGCUUUUGAAGGGCUAGAGGGGAAAGUAUCCAAGUAUGAAUCGGGGCAGUUGCCCGUGCGCGAAGCUACGUGUAAGAACAAAAGUGUCGUAUGUCGUGCUCUUCUUCUUUCGUUUAUUGUCCUCUUAUCAUUGAUAAAUACAAGCAGAGCCAAAUCAUGGCUUCAUUAAAAACUCUUCGCAUCAGGAUCUUCCAAUUAAUACCAGAGUAACAUUUAGUAUUUUUUUUUAUUUGUGUCCGGGUAUAAGCGUUUCGUGUAUUGUGUUAAAAAAGAAAAAGGUGCGCCACACCGUCCUUUCAACGAGGACGAAUCAUGGGAUCUAAGUUUGAUGGACACACUGCUUUUGAAUCUCGUUUUGGGACAUAUCUUAGAAAAGACAUGAGCGAGAGGAGUGACUCGGAUUUUCAAUUUGCAAGUCCACCGGAGGCUCCAGUAUUUGAGCCCACUGCCGAGGAGUUCCUGGAUCCAUUGGGUUACAUUGCCAAAAUUCGUCCAAUUGCUGAAAAAUCGGGAAUCUGCAAGAUAAAACCGCCUCCUAAUUGGCAACCCCCUUUUGCUGUUGACGUGGACAAAUUUAAAUUCGUCCCAAGGAUACAAAGGCUAAACGAAUUAGAGGCAAAAACGAGGAUUAAACUAAAUUUCUUAGAUCAAAUUGCUAAAUUUUGGGAACUUCAAGGAUCGUCACUAAAAAUUCCAUUAGUCGAGCGUAAAGCACUUGACUUGUAUUCACUACACAGAAUAGUGACUAGCGAAGGUGGAAUAGAAAAUGUGACUAAGGAAAGGAGGUGGGCAAAAAUAGCAAAUAAACUUGGAUAUCCUUCAGGUCGAAGUGUUGGAAGUAUUCUUAAAAAUCAUUACGAAAGAAUAUUAUAUCCCUUCGAUGUUUUCAAACAAGGGAAAACUUUAAGUGAUAUUAAAAUUGAACCGGAAACGGAUGCCAAUGAACAAAAGGAUCAGGAUUAUAAGCCUCAUGGAAUUAUAUCGCGACAGCAAAUUAAGCCACCGAAUGCAAAAUUUUCGAGACGUUCGAAACGAUUCACUGGUCAGGAUGAUAAACAAGAUCCAUUAUCAAUUAAACAAGAAGACUGUAAGGAGGAAUGUGAUUCUGAUAAUGAUUGCAAAGAGGGUGUUAAGAGUAAAAAUGCAUCGCCCGAAAAAGGUGGUGCCGAAAAUAGUAAAGAAUUGAAGAAACUUCAAUUCUACGGUGCUGGUCCAAAAAUGGCUGGAUUUAAUACCAAAGAAAGCAAAAAAUCUAACAAAACCAGAGGGAUUAAACUCACCUACGAAUUCGAUCCGCUGGCUAAAUACAUUUGUCAUAAUUGUGGGCGAGGAGACAAUGAAGAGAAUAUGUUGCUGUGCGACGGAUGUGACGAUAGCUAUCACACCUUUUGUCUUCUACCACCUCUAACUGAAAUUCCAAAAGGUGAUUGGCGAUGUCCGAAGUGUGUAGCUGAGGAAGUUUCGAAGCCGAUGGAGGCUUUUGGUUUCGAGCAAGCUCAACGCGAGUACACACUCCAACAAUUUGGCGAAAUGGCCGAUCAAUUCAAAAGUGAUUACUUCAAUAUGCCCGUUCACAUGGUACCAACGUCACUUGUUGAGAAGGAAUUUUGGCGAAUUGUUUCGUCAAUCGAUGAGGACGUGACCGUUGAAUAUGGCGCUGAUCUUCAUACAAUGGAUCACGGUUCGGGUUUCCCGACAAAAACAAGUGUGAAUCUUUUUACUUGCGAUCAAGAAUAUGCCGAGUCUUCGUGGAAUUUAAAUAAUCUCCCAGUUUUACAAGGAAGUAUAUUGGGUCACAUUAAUGCUGAUAUUAGCGGAAUGAAAGUACCAUGGAUGUAUGUGGGCAUGUGUUUUGCGACAUUUUGUUGGCACAAUGAAGAUCAUUGGAGUUAUUCAAUAAAUUAUUUACAUUGGGGAGAGCCAAAAACAUGGUACGGUGUGCCUGGCUCUCUAGCCGAGAGAUUUGAGGAAUCAAUGAAAUCGGCCGCGCCUGAACUAUUUCACAGUCAGCCGGAUUUAUUACAUCAGCUCGUUACAAUUAUGAAUCCUAAUAUUUUGACAAAUGAGGGAGUGCCAGUAUUUCGAACCGAUCAACAUGCGGGUGAAUUCGUAGUCACUUUUCCGAGAGCGUAUCACGCUGGUUUUAAUCAAGGAUACAAUUUUGCCGAAGCAGUCAAUUUCGCACCAGCUGACUGGUUAAAAGUCGGGAGAGAAUGCAUUUCACAUUAUUCGAAUUUGAGAAGGUUCUGUGUUUUCUCACAUGAUGAACUGGUCUGCAAAAUGUCUUUGGAACCCGAUGCACUAGAUAUUGGUGUUGCUACAUCAACUUAUCACGAUAUGUUACAAAUGGUAGAUGACGAGAAAAAACUACGAAAAAAUCUUCUCGAGUGGGGAGUGACAGAGGCAGAACGUGAAGCUUUUGAAUUACUUCCCGAUGAUGAGAGACAGUGUGAAGCAUGUAAAACGACCUGUUUUCUAAGUGCUGUUACUUGUUCGUGUCAAAGUUCGCAAUUGGUUUGUUUAAGGCAUUUCACAGAUCUUUGUGAGUGUUUGCCUGAGAAGCAUACAUUGAGAUACAGAUACACACUAGAUGAAUUACCCAUCAUGUUGCAAAAGUUGAAGCUUAAAGCCGAGUCUUUUGACUCGUGGGUCGCGAAAGUGAAGGAGGCAAUGGAUCCUGACGGGGAGAAAAUUGAGCUUCAUGAAUUAAAGGAACUUCUGACCGAGGCCGAAGCCAAAAAGUUUCCAGAAAGUGAACUCUUGACUGCACUUACAAACGCGAUUCAGGAUGCCGAAAAGUGUGCUAGUGUCGCACAGCAAUUGCUAAACACCAAACAACGCACUAGGACAAGACAAUCAGUCGACAACAAGUACAAAUUAACUGUGGAAGAAUUAACGUUAUUCUAUAAGGAGAUAUCGAACUUGAGUUGUGAACUUAAAGAAGCUGAGGGCAUUAAAUACAUUUUAGAUCAAGUGACGCAGUUUCAAAAGGACGCAGAAGAUUUGGAAGCUGCUGAAGAUGAUUGUGAUAUUGAAAAACUAGAGAGCUGUAUCGAUUUUGGAGAAUCUAUUUGUAUUGAUUUGCCACAACUCGUCCGAUUGAAACAGAAAAUGUCGCAGAUUCGUUGGCUGGAGGAAGUGAAGACAAUUCAAGAAGAGCCGAAGACGAUCACUCGCGAAGACCUAGGAAAUUUAAUUGAAAAAGGAAUGACAAUUCCACCACACUUCAGUAUUGAAAAUACACUUUCUAAAUUGCAAGCACUUUUAAACAGUAUUGAUAAAUGGGAGGAUAAGGCGAAAUUAUUCAUUCACACCAAGGAGAGACAGUCAAUUAAAACAGUUGAGGAUUUUGUUCUCGAGGCAGAUGAAAUUGAUGCCUAUUUACCAAGUCUCAAUAUUCUUCAGGAAGUUUUAAAUAAGGCAAAAAGUUGGACGAAAAUUGUCGAGGAUAUACAAGGGAAGGAUAAUAUUGCUUAUUACGAUACACUUGACGAACUUGUUCGAAAAGGACGAAACAUUCCACUUCACCUGGACGCUUUACCAGUCCUUGAAUCAAUUCUCUCACAAGCGAGAUUGUGGAAGGAAAGAACAGCGAGGACAUUCCUGCGAAAGAACUCUCAUUAUACAUUAAUGGAAGCUCUUUCGCCCAGAGUCGGAGUUGGAGUGCAGUCCAUGAAAACAAAGAAGAAUCGUGGCGAUGACACAGUAAGCGCUAUUUAUGUUUGUGAUACGAAACUUGACGACUCGAGUAAUUCAGCAGCGGUCGUUGCUGCUUUCAAGCUUGCCGAGCAACGAGAAAUGGAGGCAAUGAGAAAUUUAAGAAAGAAAAAUGCCAUGAAGGCACAACUCGACGAUUCGAAGUAUUGUGUUUGUCGUAAGGCAAGAUUCGGAACUAUGUUCCAUUGCGAACUGUGUAGAGACUGGUUCCACUAUAACUGUGUACCACUUCCCAAAUUGGCUGUCAAGGGGAAAGCAUCCGUAUCGCCGGAAAUGAAAUUCCUCUGUCCUUGCUGUUUAAGAUCUCGAAGACCACGUUUGGAGACAAUUCUAUCACUUCUCGUUAGUCUUCAAAAAAUACCCGUACGCUUACCGGAAGGAGAAGCUUUACAAUGCCUCACAGAACGUGCCAUGAAUUGGCAGGAUCGAGCUAGACAAGCACUGGCUACAGAAGAGGUUAGCACGGCCUUGUCGAAACUAUCGGUUCUUUCACAAAAAUUGGUGGAGGCUGCUGCCAGAGAAAAGACUGAGAAGAUUAUAAGCAGCGAAUUAAAAAAGGCCGCUAAUAAUCCAGAACUUCAUCAAAGGGUACAGGCGAUCGCACCUCUCAGUGGAGUACAUUCGGAUGACAGUGCUCUCAGCGCACAGGAGGACGACGACGAUAUUAUUCCACUCGAAGAUGAUGAACCAACUUGCAGUACAUUUAAUAGUAAUGAACACGCUUAUUCCUAUGUUUCCAAAUUUAAUCCAAAAGGUGAUGGCUUAAAAGAUCCGGAGUCAACAAUUAAUUUAACGGAUAGCAUUAAAUCACAUCUCGAUGAUUUAAUGAUGGAGGGCGAUUUAUUGGAAGUAGCUUUAGACGAGACUCAUCAUAUAUGGCGGAUUUUAAGUCACACGGCAAAUCCAAAAAGUGUGCGUAAAUAUGCGGCUCUGGAUGAAUCGAAGGGCAAUCAAGAUGCUGAAGUGAAGGAGGUGAAGAAACGGGGUCGUAAACGAAAGUCUGAUGAAUUUGAUCUUGCGAAGGUGAAUCGUCAACGAUCUGAGGAGAAAUUAUGGUCCAAGCAACGUAAGGGAUUUAAUAAUAAGGAGAAAAAAGUGUCUGUCACUGGGCAAGUGAAGCGUGGGCCGCGUAAGAUGAAACGAAAGGACGGCGAGGAAGUGGCGAAGAAGAGGGCGGGUCGUAAGAAAACAAAACAGGAUACUUCUGAGGAUGAGGAGGACUGUGCCGCGUACAGUUGUUUACGACCCAGUGGACACGAAGUCGAUUGGGUUCAAUGUGAUGGUGGUUGUAAUGGUUGGUUCCAUAUGCACUGUGUAGGUCUCGAUCGAACUGAACUCGCGGAAGAAGAUGACUAUAUCUGUGCUAACUGUAAAGACGCGGAUCAAAACACAACGGGAUACCAAAGUGCGGACGCUGACACAGAUGCCGACAGUCAAGAGAUGACAUCUUUCGCCAGAACUUGUUAAAUUGAAGGUCAUUUAGACAUCAAUCAAUUGCACAAAAGAAGAGAAACAUUUUCUAAUGGGAAAACUCGAAGGAAAAGUGAUUUGAAUUUUAACCAAGAAGAAAGAAGAAGAAGAAGAAGAAUUUAAUUCUUGAUUCUGUUUACCAACGUUUUUGUAAACAUCAGAAAAAUCGGCAAACUAUUUUUUUAUUUUUUAAAAAAAAGGUGAAUAUUCUUAAUUAAUGCUAAUUGUAGAAUGAAUGUUUCAUUUUUUUUGACACAGUGAAAAGUGGUGUGGUUCAUGGCCUUCGAAAAUUCUUCGCGCCGUGUGGUGUGUAGAGAUAGACUGAAAAUGAUAUAUAUGUACUAAAACUAUAAAAAUAGAUAAUUAUUAUGUACACCUUAAUAUUUAUCAUCCAAUGUGAAAUUUUAUGAAUUUACACUUUAUUAAGUGUGACUUUACAUUUUUUUAAUUAAAUUCUACGUAUGAAUGAAAAAAAUACUUAAAAAUUUCUUUUUAAGAAAAAAAAUAUUUCAUGGUACGUUAAUAUUAUUUUCAAAAUCAUCUCACACAUUUAUAAGUUACUAGAGGCACUUUUAUAUAGAAAAAAUAAGUAUUAGGAGAAUCCUUGUGUACAUAAUAUCAUAGAUCCUGUUUGAUAGAAUAAUUAUGUAAGAAAAUCGUAGUUUUUUGUAAAAUAUAAUUAUCAUAUUGUGCUACGAAAUAUCAAUGUUUAUGCAGAAAAAAAAAUUUCUAAUUCCAUGUCAAUGGCUAAGGUGCGUCUGUUUUUUAAAGAAAACUAAUUUGCUUCUUCUAUUUUUUAUUUUAAUUUAAAACUUUUGUCAUUGACGAUUACUUAUAUUAUGGCUUUUUAUGAUCUUUGUGUGUUAAUAUAAUAUGUAUGCGUUACCGAAAAGAUAUAAACAUCACACACAGUGUGUUUUAAAUGUCUUCAAAAUUUUCAAAUAAAUAAGUGUCUCAUUUAAAACAGGCUGUGAAAUAAUCAUGAAAAGGAUCGAUAUAAAAACACAUAUGUAUUUAUAUUUUUAUAUAGACACGCAGCCUGUCGACUUUUUCCACAUAAAAAAAAAGAAAAAAAUGAGAAAAAAAAUCGUUAGAAGUCGCACUCUUUUAUCUUUUUUUUAUUCAUUCAUUCAUUCAUUCAUUUACGUUCAAUUUUUAUCAAGGAGAAUUAAAUCCUUUUCUGCGAACAAGUGAAAAUUUAUAUAAUGUACAUAAAAAAACAUUUGUUUCAAUUUUUUUUCGUCGAAAAAAAUUUCUAUGCGACUUAUAACAUUUAGUUUAUUAAUUUUUGAUAGAUGCGUGAUGUGUGUUUAAUUUUUAAUGGAAAAGAAUAUUUAAUUUUCCAAUAAUUUUCCUAUAUAAUACGUUUGUUGUAGCUCUGUGAAGAUUUAUCGUUAAUUUCAUUUUUUUGACUUUGUUUUUCUUUUUUCGUUUUUGUUACAAAAAGCGUACUGUUCCCUUUGCUAUAUUUGAUAUUUCGCCCUUUGUUGUUGCAAUCAGUUCGCUUUGAAAAAAAUCGAUAGUUUAAAUAUUUUGUUUUAUAAUAUGAAAAAUUUUGAAUGAAAAGAAAAAAAAAUGAAUGAAUUCUGGUAAUAUGAAAAAAAAACAAUUAUCUGUACGAACAACUAUUUUAAUAUGCCAAUCAGAAUAAUAUAGAAUUUGUUCAUUGUACACCUAAAAAUAUUAUGUAGACGAAUUACAGAUAUUUAUAAAUCUUAAGGAGGAAAUUUAAAAUAUGAAUGUAGUAAAAAAUAAAAUUUAUUUGUAAGAUUAUAACAUAACUCAUUUGCGUACAAUAUACAUACUAUGCGUACAAUGAAA